Messenger RNA from Dentiscutata erythropus, 1332 nucleotides. The record is from the annotation of a GenBank genome assembly. NCBI's taxonomy places the organism in Eukaryota, Fungi, Glomeromycota, Glomeromycetes, Diversisporales, Gigasporaceae.
AUGUCGGCAAAACAACUUGCAGAAUUUGGAAGACAGCAUAUUUCACGUGGAAUAAGUCGGAGCACUAACUUGGUCAUUGAACGAGCCAAAGGCUCUUAUAUAUAUGACGUUCAAGGAAAAAAAUAUUUAGAUUUUUCGUCAGGUAUAGGGGUAACUUCUUUAGGGCAUUGCCAUCCAAAGGUCGUAAAAGCCGCUCAAGAACAAGUCGCAAAAUUGAAUCAUGCACAAGUCAAUAUCGCUUUUCAUAAGCCAAUGCUGGACCUUAUCGGAAAAUUAAAACCCGUAAUGCCUUCAACUCAACUUGACUCGUUUUUCUUCUGGAAUUCUGGUUCAGAAGCUGUUGAAGCUGCAUUAAAGUUGGCGAGGCACGCGACAAAAAAGCAGAAUUUAAUCGUAUUUCAAGGGGGGUAUCAUGGAAGAACCGUCGGGACGAUGUCGCUUACUACGUCAAAGACAAUUUACAGAGCACGCUUCGGACCAUUUAUGCCAGGAGUUCAUGUUGCACCCUUUCCAUAUUGCUUUACUUGUCCGGUACAUCGCGCCGUUCCACAAAAACAUAACAUAAUUAAUUGUUGUGAUAAUCCAAUUGAACAAGUUGAACUUCUUCUAAAACAACAAACUACUCCAGAGGAGACGGCGGCAGUGAUUGUUGAACCAGUAUUAGGAGAAGGAGGAUAUGUUUCACCUCCAAAGAGCUUUCUUCCGAAGUUGAGGGAAAUUUGCACUAAGAAUAAUAUUUUACUAAUUCUUGAUGAAGUUCAGUCUGGCUUUGGGAGAACUGGCAAAAUGUUUGCAACUGAACAUUUUGGUAUUAUACCGGACAUUAUGGUGAUGGCCAAAGGAAUUGCUUCUGGAUUCCCUCUGAGUUGUAUUGUUUCGAGAAAGGAAUUGAUGGAUACACAACCGCCGGGGAGUAUGGGAGGAACGUAUGCUGGUAAUGCUGUAUCAUGUGCGGCGGCAAUAGCUACGCUAGAAGUAUUUGAAGAAGAAAGAAUAUUAGAAAACGUCAAUAAUAGGUCAUCUCAGCUAUUUUCAUUACUUAAUUCCCGGCUAAAACCAAUAUUGCCUCCACAUAUUGGAUUAGACAUUCGUGGUUUAGGCCUGAUGGUUGGACUAGAGUUUACAGGUGUACCACGUGGGUUUGUUGCAGCAGUAGCUAAAGCGGGAGUUGAAAAGCAUGAUAUUAUUUUAUUAACUACUGGGAUUUACGAGACUUUGAGAUUAAUUCCACCAUUAAUAGCUACAGAAGAUGAAAUCAAUGACGGAGUCGAGAGAUUGAUUCAGUCAGUUGAUAUUAUAUUGAAAAAACUUGAAAAGGACGGAAAUAUCUAA